Somion occarium is the source of this 1771-nucleotide messenger RNA. The record is from the annotation of a GenBank genome assembly. Lineage: Eukaryota; Fungi; Basidiomycota; Agaricomycetes; Polyporales; Cerrenaceae.
GUAGUUAUGAGUGGUACACUCAACCACGUUAUGAUUUUGCCCAAUGGAUGACUUUGUUCCAUGAAUUCCGAGCUUGUGACUGUUCACGUCCGUGGCCCGCGUUCUCGAGUUCGGUGAUUAGAACAAGUAAAUAGAACUCCGCUCCCGAUUCACACGCUAGCCACAGACAUCGCGAUAUUGUUCAACUCGAACGUUUGAACCCUUGAAGUUGGGUAGAUCUGCUUCCUAGUCGCUACUGGCACUAAACAUUUGACACGCAGAAAAUAUCGAGCACAAAAUGCCAGUGCCUGCCCAAGACGGCGUUGUGACUCCUGGUACGAUGCCAGAUGACAUUAUCGCCUAUCUCUAUAAUUUGGAGAAGAGGCACUUAGUCUGGGAUGCCUUGAGGCCUUGGUUCGAGGCUCAGGGGUACAUCCUGUAUCCCAAUCGCUACCCCGGGAAAUUAUCUGAAGUUUUCAAGUACGAUCUCAGCGAAGAGCAUACAGACGUUCCCAGUGUACACGUUGGAGACAAGAGCUUACGCGCGCGAAUGAGGUCGAUGAUAUUUAUUCCGCCUGCACUAUUUUCUGCGGUGAGCAGACAACAUCAGGACGUCAUGAUCAAGGUCUUGUCCACCGAAGGCGACGAAACGGAUAUCCUCAAACAUUUAAUGUCUGAACCCCAAUGCUCCGACCCAUUGAAUACGACAAUACCUAUCCUUGAUGUCUUGACUUUCGACGACCGUUACUCCUUUCUUGUAAUGCCAAGGUCAGUUAACCGAGCGAAUUCGCCCUUUACAAUGCUUAUUCAGGUCAGGUGGGGACCAACCGACCCUUUGCUCGAUACUGGUUUCGACUGCUUGGGUACAGCAUUUGAGUAUGCUUUAUGUCUGCUGAAGGCGUUAGCAUUCUUGCAUAAGAACCUCAUAGUGCAUAGGGACAUCAGACCUGGCAAUGUACUCGUCAAUUUUUAUGCCCCCGGACAGGCCAAUUACCAAUGUUUCUUCGCCUCUAAACAUACCAAAUUUGCACUUUGUGACUUCGGCUGUUCUACCAUGUUUCCUUCUGACAUCCUCCCAGCCGAUCGGGUUUGUCCUGCAGCAGAUAGCGAAUGCGGUACGUUUGAAUAUCAUCCGCCUGAUGUAGCAGAGGGAGCAACUGUAUAUGAUCCGUUCGCGUACGAUGUUGCUUGUAUGGGUGGUCUUCUCUGUGAGGUCAUUGGGUAUAUGACGCCGUUAGCUCCUCCACUCGCUCCUUUCCUAGAUCGCAUGAUAACACCCGACCUUUGUACUCGAUACACUGCAGCCGAAGCAUUGGAUGCCCUUCUUCAGCUGAAGGACAGUCUCGAUCCCAAAUGUUUUGACACUCCGGCGCCCGCGCCACCGUCAUUCCCUCAAUGUGUGUGGCAAGCCUACGAUCGCUGGGCUGGGCUUCCAGUUGAUUUUCUCAAGGAACACAGUGCACGCCUGCCGCCGGUUCGACCUAGACGCAAAAUUGCUCUAGUGGACGGUACAUCAUACUUUGUUGAUUGGGAUUCUCCUGAGUUAUAGGGCAAAUCAUAGAGUUGUACAUAGGCAUAAAUCUAAUGUGAUUCGAUGAUUGUCAAUUGUUGUCUUCUAUGGUCAUUCACAAGUUCGCCUGUAUCCCUUCGACUACAUUGGCAGUUCGAAGUGUGGCCUUGGCUAUCUUUUGAACGGAGCAUGAUAGCUGGAUGGCUGUUACGUGGCUAGGCAUUUAGAAUCAUAGUCAAUUUCCCAACCUGCUUUCUGAGAAAAUAAAUUCGACAGACUACA